Molecule: messenger RNA, 2638 nt
Organism: Carcharodon carcharias (great white shark)
Lineage: Eukaryota; Metazoa; Chordata; Chondrichthyes; Lamniformes; Lamnidae
Gene: arsj
Product: arylsulfatase family, member J
Exons: 2
Coding region: 474-2153 (559 amino acids)
Source: RefSeq, a predicted model, not a curated record
ACACUGGGUGUGCUAGCAAGGUCUCGGGGCUUCAGCCGGUCACCGUGAACUGGAGGCUGCCGACCUCGUGAAAGAACAAUGAGGCGAGGUGGGCGGAGAGCGGGCACACCGAGGAUCAGCUCGACAGAAAGAGAGAGGAAAGCAGCUCCCGCAGCAACUUGGGCAGCUCAUCUGACACACACACACACACACAGAGCAGCAGCAUCUCCAUUCACCAAAUGAAAUCCUCGUACACCAGCCCAGGAUGGUGAAAACAAGCCCGGAGAAGAUCUCCAUGGCUCCAUCUGAAUGUGCCUGUCUUUAACAGAAAGUAACUUUUUAUAUAUAUAUUUAAAAAGGGAAGGGGUAAUCCUGAUUACAUUUAAACGACGGCAUUUUGAACCGAUGAGUUUGUAACACUUGUAAGUGCUCCAGGAAACUGAGCUUUUAAUGCCUGAGAGGAGAAUCGGGAGAAGGAAGAUUCCCAUCCAGUCAUGUUUGGUGCCCUGGCUGGUUUUUCAGUGGCGAGUUUACUGACGUUCGGUUACUUGUCCUGGGACCGGCCCGAACCUGACCUGAAAAACCCUGGGCUCCAGGAUCCGCUGAUAGACAGCGUGAAGCCAUCUCAACCUCACAUCAUCUUCAUCUUAGCUGACGACCAGGGCUUCCACGAUGUGGGUUAUCACGGCUCCGAGAUCCACACCCCGACCCUAGACCGACUCGCCGCUCAAGGGGUUAAAUUGGAGAACUACUAUAUCCAACCCAUCUGCACCCCGUCCAGGAGCCAACUCAUGACAGGCCGGUACCAGAUACACACAGGACUUCAGCACUCUAUCAUAAGGGCUGGGCAGCCUAAUUGCAUACCCCUUGCUAAUGUAACACUACCUCAAAAACUUCAAGAAGCUGGCUAUUCAACACAUAUGAUUGGAAAAUGGCAUCUAGGAUUUUAUAAAAAGGAGUGCCUGCCUACACGAAAAGGAUUUGAUACAUUCUUUGGGUCACUUACAGGCAGUGGCGAUUAUUACACCCAUGAAAUCUGCGAUGGACCCAAAACUUGUGGCUAUGACUUGCAUAAGGACGAAAAUGUAGCUUGGGAGUACAGAGCUCACUCUUAUUCUACUUUCCUAUACACUCAAAAAACUGUAGAUAUUUUAGCAUCUCACAAUCCUAAGGAGCCAAUCUUUCUGUACAUUGCUUUCCAAGCUGUUCACACACCUCUGCAGGUACCUAAAAAGUACCUGGGCCGGUACAUGUCAAUUGAGAACAUAGGCCGGCGGAGAUAUGCUGCUAUGGUAACGUGUUUGGAUGAAGCAGUAAAUAACAUUACAAGGGCAUUAAAAAAAUAUGGUUACUAUGACAAUGCUGUGAUAAUCUACUCCUCAGACAAUGGAGGGCAACCAUUAGCUGGGGGCAGCAACUGGCCACUUCGUGGGCGGAAAGGAACUUACUGGGAAGGAGGAAUUCGUGGUAUUGGCUUUGUGCACAGUCCUCUAAUAAAAAAUAAAGGGAGUGUGAGUCAAGGAUUGAUGCACAUCACAGACUGGUACCCUACUCUAGUGACACUGGCAGAGGGAGAACUUGAGGAAAAUUUGGAUCUUGAUGGAUAUGAUAUAUGGGAGACAAUCAGUGAAGGUAAACCUUCUCCACGGACUGAUAUACUACAUAACAUUGAUCCCCUUUACACACGUGUUAAAACCAGAUCACCUCGUGAUGGAUUUGGAAUCUGGGACACAGCAAUCCAAGCAGCAAUCCGAGUUAGAGAUUGGAAAUUACUGACAGGGAAUCCAGGUUUCAGUGACUGGAUCCCCCCUCAAACAUUCCCAAAUUUUGGUGGGAAGUGGUGGAAUCUUGAAAGAGUAUUAUGGGCUAAAGGAAAGUCAGUAUGGCUGUUUAACAUAACAGCUGAUCCAUAUGAAAGGGUUGAUCUUUCUCAACAGUAUCCUGAAGUUGUCAAAAAGUUACUCUUAAGACUUGCUCAAUAUAACAAAACUGCAGUUCCUGUCAAGUACCCACCUAAGGACCCUAGGAGCAAUCCUAACCUCAAUGGUGGUGCUUGGGUACCAUGGGAUAAUGAGGAUGAAGAGGAAAAUAACCUAAUUAAUAGCAAUGCCGGAGAAAGACCCUGCAGCAUCUGUAAUACAAUACUGCGUUUCAAAAAACCUGUUUGGGGUUAGUGCUCACUUUAGAAAAUUAAAUUAUAAAAAAAGCUAAUGUCCAACGAGUGCUAUGAUGGCACUUUAUAUUUUGAAAUGGUGCUAGUGUCAGUAAUUUGUGAUGUAUCAACAACAAAUUGAUGUACAAUGUGGGAGGGUAUUUUGGCUUCUCCAUGCCCCUCACAGGACUAAUAGAAGAUAAAUGACGGAAGCUCAGGAGAAGGGCAGGUACUCCAUCAGCACUUUGCUCACCAAAAAAAAUGAGAAACAGGGUGAAAGUUGAAAAUAUGUGUUUAUUUUUAAAGAUUGCAUAGAUUUGUAUCAGUGCAAAUCAAAGAUGUCCCUUUCUUCUCAGGUGUACCUAAAAAUAUAUUUUUGCUAGCAUUUGGGUCAAGUUUGGGAACACACAUUUCGAAUGAUAAUGUUUAUAUCAGAUUUUUAAUAGAAUUUCUACACCAAAUAAAAUAUUAGUGUGUUCAUUAAAUGAAUAAAAAACAGGAAAUGGA